AUGGAUGCCGCUUUAGAACAGAGUCGUUUGAAUUACCUAAGCUGCAAACUUGCCGAAAUGUUCUCUGCCAAAGAGGACGGAACGUCAUCCUCGCCACAGGUCGAAGCAGAGCCUGACAUACCUCUAAAGAAGUUCAACGUCUCUGGUCGCCGUGUAAAGUUUGUUGAUGUAUCGCAUGUGCUAGGGUCGCAUUCAGCCGCUCGGCCUCAGUCUUCGCGAUCGAUUCUCUGGGCUGUAGAGAAGCCGUUGCGGCAAGGUCUAAGGUGUAGGUUCCCCUCGCCCUUGCUUGCAGCCAUGCAACAAUAUUUUCAGUGGUUACACAAUGUGUCCCUCUGCAAAAUGCCUAGUCAGGAUGCCAACGUACUCCUCCAGGAGCUGCUGAAGCAUUUAGGUCUGCUUGAACUUUCUAGAGAGACGCAGAACUACAUCAAGCUUAAAUUACAAUUGUUCUUGGACAAUAAGCUGAUUGCUGCUUCGCACAGACGGACUCAUGGCGAGCGGCGGCUGGAGGAGUUGGCGGAUCGUCAGCGGCGACGUGUAGAGCUAAUGGAGCGCCAGGCGGUAGAUGCAGAGCGAAUGCUCAAUUUACGGGACUCGAGAGCCUUUCAUCGCCUUCUUCUCAGUGAACUGCGGGAACGCAGACGUAUGGAGGUACUUGACCGAUACUUCUGUCUUCGUCACGACGAACAUCUCCGUGCGCUCGCAGCAGCUCGCAAGGCUCAAGAGGAACAUAUUAUCAAAGAGGCGUUCGACGCUGCCUUGGAGAAAGCACGCCAGAACAGGAUUGAGAGGAAUAAUCUGAUGUGUGAAGCUAAGAGAAGGGAGCUUGAAAUGCAGGAUCUUCUCAUCACAAAUCUCGAGAAUCGACACAAAGAAUGCAUUGCGCUUUUACAAGAUGAACAAAGUAAGUGUUUGGACGAUAUGGAUCUCCAAGCAAAGUCCAACAAAUUGGAUAAUUUGCGAGAAAAAAUGGAGCUCCGUCGACAGUUAACGCAACAGAUUAAGGAAUUGGAAGAAACUCUUCUAAGUCAAGUGGAACCGCGAGGCCUGCGGGAGCGUAACGAAACUCACGGUCACCGCAAUUGGUCAAACUAG
Messenger RNA from Hydatigera taeniaeformis, 1095 nucleotides. The record is from the annotation of a GenBank genome assembly. NCBI's taxonomy places the organism in Eukaryota, Metazoa, Platyhelminthes, Cestoda, Cyclophyllidea, Taeniidae.